GCGGGCGCAAGAAGGAGCCCGAGCGGGUGGCCUUCCUUGCAGUGCUGUCGAAGCCCGGCGUGCCGGACAAGCGCUUCACCAUCGCCAAGGACCGAAGCAGGAAGGAGUGGACCUGCGGCAACGGCACCCUCAUGCGCGAGGAGAGCGGCGUCGAGGUCCUCCACUGGCAGGCCGGGGACGGGCGGGUCAGCACCUGGUCCCGCGAGGGCUGCGUCUACUUCGACGCCCCCCCGGGCGAGCAGGGCAUGCCCGAGGGGGGCAUGAUGGCCGACCAGCACCAGAGCUGGACGAUGCCGAUGAUCUUCACGCUGGUGCCGAGCGAGGCUGGCGCGCCCAUGGGCUGGCAGGAGCAGUCCAUCAAGGACACGGUUAUGGACACGGACUCCGUGCUGGAGGCCAUGCAGCUGCCCCGGCCAGCGCUCCCAGUGCUGCCCGAGGCGGAGUCAGCGGAGGGCACCACCAUGAGGGCCUCCGCGCCGGAGUUCGUUCCCACCACGUUCGCCGCCGCGCGGGCGUCACUGGGACAGGCGGCCGAGGUUUCCGACGCCGCGAGCUCCGACGGCGACGGCGCCGCGAACUCCGCGCCGUCCACCGGCGUGCCGGUGACGCCGCAGCAGCGCUACGCGAGGACGCCAACGCAGUCGCCGCUGCUCGGGCCGCAGCUGGCCCCGCCGCAGACCGUCCCGCCCUACCGGUCGAGGGCCUCGCCCAAGAUGGGGCCCGCGCCGUCGCAUGCGCGCGGCUCCGCGGACCUGGCCCACAGGCCGCAGCGCGGGAGGACACCGGCGGGGACGCCGCAGUGCUCGCCGCAGCUGAACCCGCUGACACCGCGCCGCCCUCGGGCAUCGAGCUCUCCGAGGGCGCGGAGGACGUGCAGGCCUUCGGCAGCCGCCUGGAGUGGGCGAUCCCAGACGCGUGGGGGAAGCUGAGCAAGCUGCCCCAGGAGACCCGCGGGGCGCGCCUCUCCUUGAAGAGCCACUGCCCCAACAUGCAGCUUGCGUUCUACCCCAACGGGAACAGGGCGGCGGAGCCAGGGCACUGCACAGUGGCGCUCACCCGCGGGCCCCAGUGUGCAGGCAUCAAGUUCGAGUUCUUGGUGAAUGGGCGGGGAAUCGGGCCCAAGGUGUGCCUUGGACGCCGGUAUCUCGGCGACUAUCCGAAGCCGUACGACGACUCUGAUGCGAGCAAGCCGCAGAAGGUCGUCGUCUGCAUGCAGAUCCUGGAAGUGCUGGGCACCCCAGCCAUCUCGGACGUCAAGAUCUUCGUGCCGUCCCGAGAGGUGAUGCUCUCGGUUGUGAGGUUCUAUCAGCACUACCUGCUGGUGCCGAUGAAGAGCGCUGGCCCCACCGAGUACCAGGUGCAGCUGCACUUCGGACCCGGGGACGGCCUGCACCAGACGGUCACCUUCGUCCAGGACCCCGGCGCCAGCUUCGCGGACCUAGGUUCGAUCUGCGUGUACGUCGCCGAGAAGACGAUGUUCGCCCGCGCCUUCGCGAGGUGCAAGGUGGGCGGGAUCCUCGGCGCCGCGUCGCCGACCGACCUGCACGAGGCCGAGAGGAACUGCGAGUUCCAGCUCAGCUGCAUACAGGACCGACCCUGGAACCAAGACCGCGCUUAUCCCGCUGCAGGAUCCACACGUCGUGCGCCUCGCCAGCCACCCCGAGUGCCCGCUGCACAUGUCCGCCGCCCCGGCCACCCCCACGCGGCACGCGGCGCGCGCUCGCUCAGCGGCCGCGGCCGGUGA
Molecule: messenger RNA, 1744 nt
Organism: Prorocentrum cordatum
Lineage: Eukaryota; Dinophyceae; Prorocentrales; Prorocentraceae
Source: the annotation of a GenBank genome assembly